This is a messenger RNA of Toxorhynchites rutilus septentrionalis, 1661 nucleotides long. RefSeq names its product phosphatidylinositol 4-phosphate 5-kinase. Bases 235 to 1212 code for a protein of 325 amino acids. The transcript is spliced from 5 exons. The record is from RefSeq and is a predicted model, not a curated record. NCBI's taxonomy places the organism in Eukaryota, Metazoa, Arthropoda, Insecta, Diptera, Culicidae.
GUUAUUUUCAUUUGGUCGAGGAAAAAAAGCAACAGGAGAAGUAGGAAGCCAGUUGUCAGGACUCGUUUCAGGAUCUCAUAAGUGAACAUUUAUUAGUGCGAGACAAUUGUAAAUAAUCUCAACCGAUACUUUACAAAGUAAAAAAUCUGUGUUAUAUUACUCACAGAAAAUUUGUUUUAAGUAAGGAUAUCUAUAAAGUUUAUUGAGAGUAGGUUCAAUAUUCUUGGGUGGAUCAUGCGAAGCAGAACAGAGCUUGUUACGACACGACUAGAGGACUCGGACUUCGAGGAUGAAUCAGAUUUUGAGGAUUCAGAAGAGGAUUGGCAACCGGCAAAAGGCGAACAGAAAACAAAAAAAGUCAGGACCACAUAUCGUGCUAAAAAAGUAGACACUGCCGUCAAAGGUAGCCCGAAAAAGCAACCCCGCAAACCGGGUAAAAGAUCGAAAAAAGUAGCUAAUUCCGAUGGGGAGAAAAAUGCCGAUGAAUCGUCCUUAUCUGGUCAAGCAUCAACUCCUGCGAAAAAGCCAAGAAGAUCGCUCAAAGAAAAGGCGAAAUCGACAAACACAACAGCUCAUGCUACGACGCUUGAACCAACGCCGGCCGUGAAGCAUGAGCCAACGACUUCAGCACCUGUAGUACUGAAGCCACAGCCACAGCAACGUAAAGUUGUUACACCUUUAAAAAGCUUUCCAGACAAAUGCGGAUAUCUAAAUCUCUACAUAUUUAAAGGAGAUUUAAAAGACGGAAUUAUAAACAAUCCACAGGUCUGUUUGUGGCGACGAGACGGAUCGAGCUUAUUGCAAAAAUAUUUGCGCGACAAAAGUGCUGAUGGUGACACACCACAGUUCAAUUCCUGUAUGGUGUAUUCGUGCUGGGAAGACAAACGGGCCGAUGAAUACUUGGAGAUUAAAGUUAAAUGUAUCGAUCUGACCAAACAGAUCAGGGUGGAAUUGACGAACGCAAGCGAAUUGGAAGCCAAAUCACGUGUAGAGUAUGAUAAUUAUGUGGCUGUUCACGGGGUUCCACCUCCUAGAACAACUCCAUCCAAAGAUUUUCAAGGAUCCAAUCAUCAUGAAGAUGACGACGAUGAUGAUGAUGACGAUGAAGACGAUGAUAUCGACGAAGGCAACGAUAUCGAAAAUGAUGAUGGUAACGACGAUCCGGAGGAUGGGGAAGGAGAAGGUAGUGAAGAUACAGCACAGGAAGAAUGAAACAAACCGUAUAUCAAAUAAUCUGACCGUUGGAUGGUAGAAGACUGUUCGUAAAAAUCAUGAUUCCACAUAUAACCCAUUACCAACUGCGUCGAAUACAGCUUGAUAUUUUCAUAAUAACAUAUACUUUCGCCAAUCAUUGGAAAAGGCAGAUCCUACCUUACGUCUCCACUCAGUCGGCGUUUAUAUAUGGGAGUUUCCCUACAGCACGAUGAAAUAAAUUGUAACCAGCUGUCAAUAACUAAAUACACCCCACUCCAGCCGUAGCUGAUCAAUAGAUUCAUUGUUAUAAAUGGAAAUUUGUGAAAGAUAAAUUAUCAUUGUCAUCAGGAUUCGUUGGUAUUUACUUUCAAGUACAAUCCUGAUCUGCAUUUUUAUUUCAACUUUACAAUUGUAAUAAUGGAAAAACUACUCGGAGAAUAAUAAAACUUAUGAAAGUAUUUCAAAAA